AUGGAUGGAGACGACUUCGACGUUUGGGGUUCGCAGCCAUCGGCAAGCGGCCCUGCUACCCAUGCCGGUCUCGACCUCAACUCGCAAGCACCGGUGUCGGAGGGGUUCCCGGGGCUUGGGCUCUACGGAGCCUUCCUGCAGAGCGAUGAUGACGAGCUCCUCCCUGGGCGCGUCAGGGGCUCCGGGCUCCCUCCCUAUCGCCCACCCUACGCCCGGCGACUGAACUUCGGCGGCUCCUUAGCGGUGGCAGCUGGUCGCGGAGGAGGAAACGGUGGCGUGUUCCUUGGCGGGUCGUCGUCGGGGGCAGGCGACGGUGUUCGGCAGCGUGGCAACUCGGCCGCCGCGGCACCCAGCCGCCGUAACCAGCGCACCGGCACGGCGUUCAGUGGCAGCGACGUUCGGCAGCGCGCCAACUCGGCCGCCGCGGCACCCAGCCGCCGGGCACCGAGGAGUGCUGUCUGUGCGCAAGCAUCCGGCUCUGGCGCUCCCUUUGACAAUGGUGAUGAAGAAUUGGAGGAUGACGUGAAAGAGUUUGCGAGCUCCGGAGGUCCCUCGGUGAAGAACCAGAUAGUCGUACUCAAAAACACCCACUCCUUUUGGCGAUACAUGCAAGUGCACACAGGGUUGGGGAGGAAACCAGAUGGAACCAUUGAUGCCGACUCUGAGUUCUGGAUAACACACACAGAGAAGAAACCAUACCUAAGGAAGUUGCAGUGGGGUCCUCCAGCAAACGAGGAGUUGCUUGAUCAACUGUUCAGAGGUUGCACCGUGGAUGGAAGCACAACCUUUGUGCCUGGAGAUGAUUAUGGUCAGACUCAAGGGCAAGAUGCAAGGGCAGAAGAGGAGUUUCAAGGAACACCUACAAGUACAAGCAACCAGAGGAGCCAGAGGGGCAAGAGGUCAUUAAGCACUUCAAGCACUUUGACUAGUCCAUUGAAGAAGAGCAAGAGCCCAAUGGUGAAAAUUGUCAAGGACAUAGCCAAUACCUGCAAGGAGUCUGUCGCAGCCAACACUAAGCAAAUGCAGAAACGUGCAAAUGAGAAGGCUGCAUUUUCUGUGAAGAGGUGUCAGGAGCUGGCAUUUGAGUGCGGUGUUCAGCAAACAGUUGACUCUGUCUAUGCUAUGUCCAAGAUGUUCGAAACGGAGUACCAAAGGGAGUUCUUUUGUGGCCAAUUAACUCCUGAGCUUAGGUUGGGUUACUUCAAGAAAUGGUGCAGAGACAACAAUUUGGAGUAG
Triticum turgidum subsp. durum (durum wheat) is the source of this 1236-nucleotide messenger RNA. Lineage: Eukaryota; Viridiplantae; Streptophyta; Magnoliopsida; Poales; Poaceae. The record is from the annotation of a GenBank genome assembly.